Pseudovirgaria hyperparasitica is the source of this 783-nucleotide messenger RNA. RefSeq lists its product as uncharacterized. The transcript has a single exon. Bases 1 to 783 code for a protein of 260 amino acids. NCBI's taxonomy places the organism in Eukaryota, Fungi, Ascomycota, Dothideomycetes, Acrospermales, Acrospermaceae. The record is from RefSeq and is a predicted model, not a curated record.
AUGGCUCUCUCAACGCAUUCUUGUAGAUGCAUAUAUCAAAGUUCAUCGCUCGCCGCGCUGAGCACCCCAAUGCUCUUCCUCUCGAUGAUAUUACCACGCUCCUCCUACGCCCAACUCAUCUCCUCAAAUACCGUUGCCACGACUCCCCGAUCAAGUAUCUCCUUCACUAGCUCUACACUAUCCACAACGACAGCUAGCUCCACGCUGAGCGAAAUCGUGCAGACACCGCGACCCUCUCCAUCCGCACAGCCAAACGCAAUUGGUAGCACGGGCUCGUACAACGAGGAUCCUGUGGACAAGCAGCACCAGAGUAUACUCAACUACUAUUUCGUCUUCCUCGUCCUUCUGGCCAUAAUUGUAGCCGUUGGUGUUUAUAUUCUGACAAAGAGGAGGAGACGGCAGAAGCUGGAGAAUCGCAACACGAGCACGAGCGUUCUCGCGAGGGAUCUUAAUGGCUGGUCGAAUUCGCGGCGCUGGAUCAAUGGCACGAGGGCGAUGCGAACUGGAAAUGCAGGCAGGACGAGCAGAGAAGACGGGCUGAAUGAGCAUGGAGAAGCACCACCUCCGUACGUGCCCAAGGUAGAAAUUCCGCCAGGCAGUGAGGGGAAUAGUUUUGCUAUGCCUUUACGGACCCUCACUGGGGAAGGUCGGACAGUGGCGAGGCCUCCGGAUUAUGCAGAGGCAUUGAGGACGCCAAAUGAGAGUAUCAUCGACCCGAGCAGGCCAAACACAGCGGCAACGCAUGGUGGCGAGUCGUCAAGAAGUAUUCUAGGGAGCGGAUGA